GUUUAUAUCAAAAGAGUUAAGUAAAAGAAAUAUGCAAGAGUUAAGUAAAAUAAAUAAUGCCCAAAAAACUUAUUCAGAAAAGUCAAGCGAAAUAAAUAAUAUCCAAGAAACUUAUUCUGAAGAGAAUAAUGAAGAUGCAUUAUUUGAUUAUCAACAAGGAAUUGAGCAACUUUUUAGUUUUCCAUUAGAAUAUAAUAUUUUUGGCUUAGACAUAUCAAAUCAACAUCCAUUAACAGGCUUUGAUGGAUGGCAGUUAACAGAAAAAUUAGAAAAUCCUUCUUAA
Racocetra persica is the source of this 283-nucleotide messenger RNA. The record is from the annotation of a GenBank genome assembly. NCBI's taxonomy places the organism in Eukaryota, Fungi, Glomeromycota, Glomeromycetes, Diversisporales, Gigasporaceae.